AUGCCCAACAGCGACGCAGGGCUGUGCCACAUCCCCUCAGGACGCAGACCCCAUUGCUCUGACAGCUCUAUGGCCCCCGGCCGCGCUGUGUGCCAGCUCUGUGCCCUCUGCCUGCAGGACGCUGUGCUCAGCGCCUGUUACCGCGGCUGCCGGCUGUUCUCCAUCUGUCACUUUGUGGAUGCGAGUGCGGGGCUGAACACCACCAGGGCCGAAUGUGAGGCAGCGUGCGCAGAGGCCUACGUUGGAGAGGAGGAGCAGUGGGGCUGCAGGACUGGGUGCCACGAGCAGCUGCCUCACGUGCAGAGGAAGGAGCAGAGCGCAGAGGUGAAGGCGCCGUCGCUCUCGGUGCUGGAUUUGGUCUCUUCUUUCUGCACCGACAUCGUCAGCUCUGCCCACAGCUUCAUCUCCUCCACGUGGACCUUCUACCUGCAGGCGGAUGAUGGGAAAGUGGUGGUGUUCCAGUCGCAGCCCCACAUGGAGUUCCCACUGCCUGAAGCUCAGAUGACCCAACCAGAGUGGCCCGAACCAGGGGCCGAUGCCCACUCCCCCCAACCCCACGCAGGCCCCCAGCAGAAGGAGGAAAAGUCCCCCCCUAGGAAGGAGCCGUGGGGCAAAGCCAAACCCAUGGAUACACCACAGCCAGAGCACGACUUCCUGGGCUGCAUGGCCAAGCGCUCCGGCCUCCCCCGCUGGAUCCUGGCCGCCUGCCUCUUCCUCUCCAUCGUGGUGAUGCUGUGGCUGAGCUGUGCCAGCCUGGUGACCGCCCCCGAGCAGCACGUCAGGACUCAGCCUCUGAGCAUCAAUGGAGACAGGGAGUGCCUGGAGGACCCGCGUGGCCCCAGUGUGUUCCCACUGCCGCCCGUCAUCGCCGUCACUCUGUGCCCCACACACGGCGAGGAUGUGGGGCCGCUGCCACUCAAGGUCGACCUGGACAAGACCAUCCUGUAGUGCUCCACCUCUCCCCAUCGCCUCCCCAUCACCUCCCCAUCACUUCACUGCCGCUGUCCCCAUGCCGGUCCCCCUUCCGAUCCCAUCCUUCUGCCUCCAUCGGCCACAGCCUGGAACUUUCCCCCUCCGUCAGCACCGCUGCACUCUGCAAUCCCGCUGCCCAGAGCCCAGCGACCACCGCCAGCAUGGAAGGGGGGAGCGCAGCCCCGGGCCCCCCUCUGGGCACGGCUCCAGCGGGGCAGAGGCAGCGCCUGGGGGGGCUUUGGCUCGGCACAGCCCGGCCCCCACCUCGAGCUGAGCCCCCGCGGCGCCGGCCCCGGUCCUGGGAACUCCCUUCCGCCGAUGGCCCCGCGGGAGCCGGAACGUGGCCAAUGGAUUUGGUGUUGGCAGCCAAAGCGGAGAGAGCAGCCGAUCCGCCGCCCCCGUGCCCAUGUGAGCACCAGGCCGGGCCCUGGUGGGGGCUGCAGGGCGCUCUGGGAUGGUUCUGUGCUCUCCCCACUCCAUGACACCGGCGGGGGGCACUGGGUGGUGACAGAGUGACAUUUCCCAUCUUCUUGUUCCUGGAUGAUCCAUCUCGCACAUCUCCACAGCAUCCCACAGGGCAGGACCGGGUGGCACUGACCUCGUGCCCCCAUGAGGGAUGAGGACCGGUGUCCGGGGGGCCCCGUUGUGCAGCCCCCCACCCGCAGCAGUGCUCAGGGCACGCGGGGCCGUCUCCCCUCUCCCCAUCUCCAUCACUUUGUGCAUUGUUCUGUGUUUGAUUCGCACCGGCAUGCAGUCUGCCAGGCCCCGGGCACCCCGUGGUGGCACCCCAGCCCCCCACCUCCCCCCAACAAGUGGUACAGAGUAACUUAUUGCCCGUGCCCCCUCCUGUCGGUUCCUACGCUCGCCCCGUGUCAGGGGACAGUGAUGUAUGUCGUUGUGGGGUGAAGGGGCAUCCCUGGAGGUGUCCCCCAGCCCCACCAAUUUUGUGCUGCUCCAUAUCACAGUGCAACAUAUCUGGGUUGGGGAGUGGGCUGGGGGGUGCUGCUGGUGGGGGUCUCGUGUCCGCAGUUGGGGUGCACUUCUUGGUGUUGCUUUCUGGCAGCUCAGCUCGGUGUUGGUGCAGUCUGUGUUGUCCCGACCCCCCCUCAUUUGCAGAGUCCCAGGGGUGCAGUGUCCCCUCCGGGCAGUUCCCCCCCUCCUACACACUGAGAUGGGUGCAGGAAGCAAACCCGGCCCCACACUGCGAGCAGAGCGCGGGUCGGACACGGGAGGAGAAAUAAAAGGUUUGUACCAGGCUUGGCCCGGUGGUUUCUGGGU
Molecule: messenger RNA, 2250 nt
Organism: Meleagris gallopavo (turkey)
Lineage: Eukaryota; Metazoa; Chordata; Aves; Galliformes; Phasianidae
Source: RefSeq, a predicted model, not a curated record